AUGUUAUCUCACGAUGCACAUCUGUUAUACGGGCUUGAAGAUUCGGCAAAACUGGAGAGCACGAUCGACCGACUUACAAUCCAUCUUGAGCAGCUUCAGGUGUCAGAUCCUAUGGAGGAGGCUGAACUACCAAAAAAAGAGCUUUUCUUGUCGAAGGCGAAUAUAAUCAGGUUUGUGAACGCCUUUUUCGACAACUCAAACCACAGCAAUUGCUUUGUCUACAAAGGUUCGUUUAAUGUGAACACUGCGUCAACACAGCUCCUAUUAGCAAUUCUACUUCUUGGCGCAACUUGCAUUUCACCAGAGGAUGCUGCGACAGCCGAAAAAUUCUCAGAAAGAUUUGAGUAUUCCGUGUUUGAAAGUCCAGAAUUCCAACGGCUUCUGUACCAAGAGAAUCAUCCGACUCCUUCGCGAGAAAAUAUCCAGCUCGUGCAAGCAGCAAUGCUCACAAUUGUCUUGCGGCCAUCUACAGGACAACUAGAGACGGAAAGACGUAUUCGGAUACAAAGAGUGCCUGCCUUGGUGUCUGCUGUGCGGUUGUUGAAUCUCACCCAGGUACUAAACGACACCGUCCUCGAUGGUGAGAAAGCCAAUCUCGACGAAUAUAUACGUAGAGAGACACUCGUAAGGAUCAUGGCGUGGGUAUAUCUUCUUGACGCCCACUGCGUUAUCUUCUCCAAUUCACCCCCACAAUUCAAAAUCGCCGAAGCAGAUUUCGGUCUUCCCAGACAUGAUAUGAUAUUCAAGACAACUGGUUUACCUGAUCUAAAUGAGCUCAUAUCAAAUGCGGAUCUUCAGGGCCCACCACUCUCACUUAGGUCGGUGGUUCAACGGUUAAUGGAUGGCAAGCCUGCUGGAAUUGAAGAAUUACUACCGCAAGUGGACUCACUUUUUGCGCUUUUUCUGGUCUUGAGUGGUAAGUAG
Molecule: messenger RNA, 924 nt
Organism: Aspergillus chevalieri
Lineage: Eukaryota; Fungi; Ascomycota; Eurotiomycetes; Eurotiales; Aspergillaceae
Exons: 2
Coding region: 1-924 (307 amino acids)
Biological process (GO): regulation of transcription by RNA polymerase II; DNA-templated transcription
Cellular component (GO): chromatin
Molecular function (GO): RNA polymerase II cis-regulatory region sequence-specific DNA binding; zinc ion binding; DNA-binding transcription factor activity, RNA polymerase II-specific
Source: RefSeq, a predicted model, not a curated record